AUGAAAAAAGCAAACAGGGAAGACGCUGGUUCCAACUCCAUGGACAUGAUAUCCGAGUUGCCGAAACACAUCUUGCAGAGAAUACUUUAUUUCCUCUCCCAAAAGGAAGCUGUCAGAACAUCUGUCUUGUCGAAAUCAUGGGGUAAUAUUUGGUGCACUCGCCCCAAUCUUGAUUUUUUAUUCAACAACUUCAGGGAUAACAAACAAGAAUUUCUAAACACUGUGGAAAAGAAUUUACAGCGAUAUUGUGAUCAAAGGAUGUGCUUAGAGGAAUUUAGCCUCCGAAUAAUUCUAGACAAUCACGAAUCUGUUUCGUUUCUUGAAAAAUGGAUCCCAACUCUAAAAAAUAUGGGUGUGAAGAAGUUUCGACUUUCUAUUUAUUGGAAAUACAGUCGUCAACUGCCGUCUGUAGUCUUUGAGGCUGAAUCUCUCCAAGAUUUGCAUAUGGAAGGAUUCACGUUGGACCAAACAACUAUUGGAAGGAAUGUUCUCUCUAAGCAUCUGAAAAGACUUCUUCUCGUAAAGGUCGAAAUUGAGGACGGGGUUUUUCAGAAGAUAAUCUCAAGUUGUCCUUUGAUUGAAAUCCUGUUAGUCAAAUCAUGCAAGACCUUAAGAAACAUCAAGGUGAACAAUCUUCUUCGUCUCAGGAAAUUUCACUUUUCAUCUAGGCCGGACGAAAAAUGUAGCAUCGAAAUCCAUCCCGCGUCUCUUGAAACCAUCAAUAUUGGGCAUGCGGAUGUUUUGUUUCCCAAAGGCGCGGAGUUUCAGAAUCUCAAAAGUUUAUGUCUGAACCAUGUCAUGUUGACUUCGUUUGACAACUUCUCUUCGUGUAAAUUCCCGAGUCUUGUUAACUUGUCUAUUUCACAUUGUGACGGACUCUAUGAUACCAAGAUCAAUUAA
Messenger RNA from Erythranthe guttata (spotted monkey flower), 900 nucleotides. RefSeq names its product F-box/LRR-repeat protein 25. Lineage: Eukaryota; Viridiplantae; Streptophyta; Magnoliopsida; Lamiales; Phrymaceae. Gene Ontology annotation, molecular function: protein binding. The record is from RefSeq and is a predicted model, not a curated record.